Meloidogyne enterolobii is the source of this 186-nucleotide messenger RNA. The record is from the annotation of a GenBank genome assembly. NCBI's taxonomy places the organism in Eukaryota, Metazoa, Nematoda, Chromadorea, Rhabditida, Meloidogynidae.
AUGAGUAAUCAAACUUUAUUCGACAUUUAUGGUGAUCGAGGGCUUCCAUUUGGAUUAAUUACCGUUAAUGUUGUUAGAGUUGUUAUUUCUACAAUUGGUGUUUUGCUUAAUGCUGCUUUUGUUUUUGUUACAAUAAAAAUUAAGUUGGUUCUCGUAAAAAUAUAUCCUUUAUAUCUUUGUCUGUAG